AUGUCUAAGUUUGGUAUGGCUGAUUCAAAACUAGUGUCUAUGCCUCUUGCAAACCAUGUUGUGUUAAACAAGAGCCAAUGCCCUAAAACUGAAUCUGACUUAAUCAAAAUGGAAUCUGUUCCCUAUGCAUAUGUUGUUGGAUCUAUGAUGUAUGGGAUGAUUAGUACCAGACUAGACCUGUCCUAUUCCAUUUCCUUGCUGAGCAGAUUUAUGGCAAAUCCAAGCAGUGACCACUGGACUGCCUUAAAGAGAGUGUUAAGGUAUAUUAAUGGUACUCUCAAUGUUGGUUUAAAUUUCUAUAAAAGGCAUAAUACACUUGACUUGGUGGGUUUUGUAGACUCUGACUUUGCAGGUGACAAAGACAUAAGGAAAUCCACCACUUCAUAUUACUUUACCCUUGGAGGAAAUUGCAUUAGUUGGAAGUCACAGCUUCAGCCUAUUGUUGCUCUCUUAUCAACUGAAGCUGAGUACAUUGCUAUUGUUGAUGUGUUUAAGGCAGCUGUGUGGCUGCAAGGUUUGUUAGCUGAAGCAAAGUUGACUGAUGGUAAGUCAAGGAGUUUGGUACUGAGAGCCAAAACAAAAGCUAUCGUCCAGUUUUCUUUAGAAAGGAGUUUAGAAAAAUCUCUUCACAGAGCAUCUCGCCAGCAGAAUAAGUUAAAUCCUGCUUUCGAGAGGGUUGCUGUUUUCGAGGAAAUAAUUAAGGGUGUGAAGGAAGUAAUAUUCAACAUGGAAUGA
This is a messenger RNA of Pistacia vera, 735 nucleotides long. RefSeq names its product secreted RxLR effector protein 161-like. The coding region runs from base 1 to 735 and encodes 244 amino acids. NCBI's taxonomy places the organism in Eukaryota, Viridiplantae, Streptophyta, Magnoliopsida, Sapindales, Anacardiaceae. The record is from RefSeq and is a predicted model, not a curated record. The transcript has 5 exons.